CCCCAGCUCUCUCAACUUUCCAUUUAUCGAUAAUACUUUAGUUCCCAUCGAUUAUUCCAGCCCUGCCUCAACAUUAACGUUACACAGGCUAAGUAGGUAACGCUACACUUUUAACUCGACCAUCCUAAUUUGGCCUGCCUUUCGUGUAGUUAACGUUAUGUAUCCAGGGACGUGCUUUUGUAUUGAGCCGGUGUUGUGUCAGGUUACUGGGAAAAGCAAAAUGUGUUAACGCCACAGACUGCACCGUAAAAUGCCUUUAAAAAGACGAGUGUCCAUUACUAGCGACUCGUUCAGUCAACUGUAAGCAGCACAGCGAGCACAAGCCUGUCGUGACAGCACUGAUGCUAACUAUCUAGCAAGCUGUGGUACUGGCCGUGUGUCUGUUGGUGGCUGGGGUUCAGCCCAUGGAGGACCCAUCAUAUGGGGUGAAGCUCUGUGGCCGUGAGUUCAUCCGGGCAGUCAUCUUCACUUGUGGAGGCUCACGAUGGAAACGGUCGCUCAGGAGUACAGCAGAUGUUUCAGAGGAGGACCCGUUCAGCUCCCAUCAGGAGGAGUCCUCAGAGGGCUUGAGUCACAAUUCUGUCAUGGAGAGUCUCCUUAAGAGGAAUAGACACCCGGAAUUCUUAUCGAACAACAACAAAGAGGAAGUUUUCAGCAGGAUGGCCCGUUCUUUCAUUACCGAGGAAAUCCUGGAAGCCCUGCGGAAGGCUGAUCGAAAGGGUCGAGAUGUGGUGGUGGGUCUGUCCAAUGCCUGCUGCAAGUGGGGCUGCAGCAAGAGCGAAAUAAGCUCUCUUUGCUGAGUCGACCUUUGCCACCCGUGUGCAUACAUACAGUAGGCAGACAUAUAUUGAAUAAUUACACAAACCUUUUUUCCACUUCUCAUGAGUCUUAGAUUUUAUAUCCAGUAUCUUUCAGUUAAACCAUUGUAUGAGCUGUUUGAAAUGUUGUUUUAUUAUUUUUAAACAUCUAUGAAAUGUACAGAAAGGGCUGCCAUGUGUUCAAAAUGUUAUGUUUUUGUCUAAAAAAAUGAAUUCACGGCUUUGUUAUUAACAGCCUUAAGUAACGCUUUGUUAAGAUCAUUUGGCAACAGCUGCAUUACAAGUUGCUAAUGAAACACCUGU
Messenger RNA from Thunnus maccoyii (southern bluefin tuna), 1121 nucleotides. RefSeq names its product relaxin 3a (gene rln3a). Gene Ontology annotation, cellular component: extracellular region. The record is from RefSeq and is a predicted model, not a curated record. The coding region runs from base 405 to 800 and encodes 131 amino acids. The transcript is spliced from 3 exons. Gene Ontology annotation, molecular function: hormone activity. NCBI's taxonomy places the organism in Eukaryota, Metazoa, Chordata, Actinopteri, Scombriformes, Scombridae.